Beauveria bassiana ARSEF 2860 is the source of this 1362-nucleotide messenger RNA. RefSeq names its product cation efflux family protein. Lineage: Eukaryota; Fungi; Ascomycota; Sordariomycetes; Hypocreales; Cordycipitaceae. The record is from RefSeq and is a predicted model, not a curated record. The transcript has a single exon. Gene Ontology annotation, cellular component: membrane. The coding region runs from base 1 to 1362 and encodes 453 amino acids. Gene Ontology annotation, molecular function: monoatomic cation transmembrane transporter activity. Gene Ontology annotation, biological process: transmembrane transport; monoatomic cation transport.
AUGAUUCCCACCGGAAGCAACACCAUCACACAUCAUCCUUCCGUCUAUCACCUCCAGCACUUGCCUUCCAGUCGCAGCAGCUCCAAGUCGCCCACUGUCCGCCAUGCAUCUAGUACUGCAGUAGAGACUGUACCGCCGAUGAGCAGUGAUGACGCUGUAGAGCGCCAUCCCUCUCAUGCCACCGAUGUCGAAAGCCAAGUCACCGUCGGGCGUACAUUACGGUUUCCUCGUGUUGCGGCCGAGAGCGAUCCUUUUGGUCUCUCCUCGGCAUACAAGACGGAUUCAGAUCUUGAGCAAAUCAAGGCCAACUCGUCGCGCAAGAGAGGCGGCGGUGGUGGCAAGCUCGAUGCUGCCCCCAAGCUUGAUGCACGCAAAGUCCGCGGAUUCUACCAGAACCAAAAUGCUGCCAUUGAGCGCAUGCUGAAAUCCGUCGAGGAGCAUCGCGCUGAUGCUCGCCAGGAGCAAGGCGACGACCAGCUCAAGUUCAAGAUUGCCAUCUGGGGCUCAUUCACCGCCAAUGUCAUUCUUGCCAUCCUGCAACUCUAUGCCGCUAUUUCCUCGGGGUCUCUGUCUCUGAUUACCAGCAUGGCUGAUGCUGUGUUUGACCCUCUGAGCAACCUGACUUUGAUCUUGUCCAACCGUGCCAUCAAGAGGGUCGACCCCAGGCGGUUUCCUGCCGGCAAGGCUCGUCUUGAGACGGUCGGAAACAUUCUCUUUUGCAUGCUCAUGACAUCGGUUUCGUUGAUCAUCAUUGCGUUCGCUGUCCAGCAGCUGAUUACGAAGCGUGACGACAAGGAGUUUCACAUUCCUUCUGUAAUCUCUGUUUGCGUUGCCUUUGCCACAAAGUUUGCCCUCUUCCUCUACUGUUGGGGUCUCAAGGACAAGUACAGCCAAAUCAAUAUCCUCUGGCAGGACCAUCGCAACGACCUGGCUGUCAACGCCGUUGCCAUUUUGACUAGUGUCGGUGGUUCCAAGAUUGUUUGGUGGCUUGAUCCUGCUGGUGCCAUCCUGCUGUCUAUACUCAUCUCAACUGUGUGGAUGCGCACUGCUUUUGGUGAAUUCUUGCUCUUGGUCGGCGUUUCGGCUUCGGUCGAGUUCCAGCAGCUCAUCACAUAUGUGUGUCUGACGCACUCGGAUGCCGUGGAGGGAAUCGAUACCGUGCGCGUAUAUCAUUCGGGACCACGUUUGAUUGCCGAGGUUGACAUUGUCAUGGAUCCCGACUGCUCGCUGAGAGAGUCGCACGAUAUCGCCGAAGAGCUUCAGAUAAAAUUGGAGAGCCUUCCCGAUAUUGAGCGAUCAUACGUCCACAUUGACUAUGAGACUACGCAUAAGCCAGAGCAUUUUUUCAAAAAGGAUCUUUGA